This is a messenger RNA of Selaginella moellendorffii, 463 nucleotides long. RefSeq names its product dynein light chain Tctex-type 1. The transcript is spliced from 3 exons. The record is from RefSeq and is a predicted model, not a curated record. Gene Ontology annotation, cellular component: cytoplasmic dynein complex; cytoplasm. Gene Ontology annotation, biological process: microtubule-based movement. NCBI's taxonomy places the organism in Eukaryota, Viridiplantae, Streptophyta, Lycopodiopsida, Selaginellales, Selaginellaceae. Gene Ontology annotation, molecular function: dynein intermediate chain binding. The annotation marks the transcript as partial.
AAUCGACGUAAGUUUGCCACAUUCUUCUGUUUAAUCCUUUGUCCCCAAAGACAAACUUUCUUCCAGCCGAGGUUUCUUCCAGACGAGAUCAAUGGUAUCAUCAAAGACGCGCUGGAUCAAUCGCUCGGAAGCAACCAGUUUAGGCACGACAAGGUGACGGAUUGGACAACCAGCGUUUGCGAAGUUUGUCUCAACAAUCUUGUCAAGCUUGACAAGCCCUUCAAAUAUGCCGUGACGUGCUUGAUAAUGCAGAAGAACGGUGCGGGGAUGGUCACCGCCACAUCCUGCUUCUGGGAUACCGCGGCCGAUGGUAGGCAUAUUCCUCGAAUCUUUCCCGAAUUGAACACACCCGUCCGUACAGGGAGCAAAACCAUACGGUGGGAGAACAAAACCAUGUACUGCAUUGUCACAGUUUUUGGCCUCCAGAUCUAAAAUGUAAAUACCAUGUUACCAUGGUAGUGAA